AUGUUUGCUGACUGCAGCGAGGAGCUCAGAAGCGUAACACAUAAACUGGACAGCACGCGAAAUGAGCGAAACGCGUAUUUCGACAAGUUCCGGGAAUACGAGAAUAAGUACUUGGGCGAGUGUCAACGCUCUCGACAGUUGCAGGACGAAGUAUCUUGCUUAAGGCAGCGCUUGCUGAUAGAACAGCAAAGAAAUGCCAGGAAUUCUCCCUCACAAACCAUCAAACAAGUUAAAGAGAAGCUUAUCGAAAAGAUCGAGAGUGUCAAUGAGCUGGACACUGGAGAUCCGAAGAUCAGUAGCGUGGAAAGCUUCCUUGAGCAGGACGCUACUUCUCUGUCAUCUUCAAAGUUUGUUCUUGAAGCAAAAGACCGCGUAACUGUUGGCAGCACUACCGAUGAGGCACCAAGUAGUUUGAAAAUUUCUCAUAACCGAAGUGGCGAAACAUUUACGACUCAGGAGUCAGUGUGCUCGGGAAUUCUGUCGAACGAAGACCGAAAUAGCGAAACAUGUGCAAAGACAAUGGAAACAUUAAAUGUGUCUGAAUUUAGUCAGGAAAGUGCUCCGUCCGAAAAGAGACUGAAACUUCAGCCUCAGGAUGGAUCGUCGUCGAAUGGAGCAGCAAUAACAAAUCCGCUAAAACGUAAACCUUCGAAAGGCACGAUAUGCAAUAGGGUUUGA
This is a messenger RNA of Gongylonema pulchrum, 678 nucleotides long. The record is from the annotation of a GenBank genome assembly. Lineage: Eukaryota; Metazoa; Nematoda; Chromadorea; Rhabditida; Gongylonematidae.